AACAUGGUAUUUUAAGCUGGGUAUCUAUGAGGAUCAAUGACAGUGGUGUAAGUGCAAAAUUCUUCUGUUCUUCCCUAAACUUGGAUUUUUGGGGUAACCUGCUGUGGCCAUGAUCCUGAGGCAACAGCUUUGCCAUCAUGCACUGCCUGGAAAGUUCCCAGCUGCUGGGAUGAAGGGGUUAAGGAGGGAGCAGAAAAUAGACCUUCAACAGGAUGAGCUGCUCAGGUUAAAUUAUUCAUCAAAACAAAACACCAGCUGCAAACUAAUCACAGGUAGUGAUGGGGAGAUCCAGGAAGGAGCCCCCAAGUGAGCCCUCUUGUCAGCCUUCCUUGGCACCCCAUGGCAGAGCUGAAAUGGGAUUUCUAGCCAGAAAAAUCUGUGAUUAGCACACUAACAAGUGAUGUGCCACAAAUAACACUUUUCCUCACUGCCAAGCUCUGUGUCAGUAAACAGGGGUUUAUCUCUUCCCACAGCCAGGUAUUAGGGGGAGCUGGGCAAGCCCUGAGGCCAGAGGGGAGGUUUGUGGUGAGAAGAGGUUGCUGCACUUCCUUUUUCUCACCUUGAGAUCCCCAGGUGAAGCACAGGCUGGCUUAUGGCUCCUUACAGCUGGGAUGGGUGUUGCAGAUGCUGCUGCCAUAGAAAGGGUCACAAAAGGUCUCUCUCUGCCCAUGGUAACACUUGAGGAACAGCCAAGCUCCCUUCCCAUGGCUGAGCUGGGUGGCAGUGAAAUUUGCUGAUGUUGUUUACCUCCCUGGGCUGUAAACUCCACAUUUUAAAGAGAAAAAAAAAAUAGUGUGGCCAGAUCUUCUUCCCAGCCAAGCAAGUGUGUUGCCCUCCCCAGGCUGGGGACUGUUCCGUAGGGCAUCAUAAGAAGGAUGCUUGAGAGUGGAGAAAGCAACACCUGGUUUCUCCUGAGUGGCUGGGCAUAUUCCAUGAGAUGAUCCUGGCACCUCUGCCGUGCCCAGUGCUGGCUGGUGACACUGGAACCCUGCCUGAGCUUGGGGGGGCAGCUGAGCCUGGUGGAUGCCUUUGCAGGGCCCUGGUCACGAGCUCAGCUAUCUUUAGCCCAAGGUAUUUAUAUUACAAGGCCACCGGGCAGCUCAGCAAAGGCAUCAAAGGCUGGAGAAGGCCGAGGGGGCUGUGCAGGGGUACGGCACAGAGGGACAUCGGGUGCUCCCCCAGCCCUGAGAGCUGCUGAGGUCCCAGGCGAGGAUGACCCCAGAGGAGGAAGGUUCCCAGGCAGGGCCCCCGGAGCGGGUGCGUAUCCGGGUGGAGGAGCAGUCGUUCUCGGUGGAGAAGGCCUUGCUGGUGGAGAGCAGUGAGUACUUCCGUGCCCUCUUCCGCUCGGGCAUGAGGGAGAGCACGCAGGAGGAGAUCGGCCUGGGGGAGCUGAGUGCAGCUGGGUUCCUCGCCAUGCUGCAGGUGCUGGCGGGCGAGAGGCCCAUCCUUGGCAGCGAGGAGACCUUCCAGGCAGUGGAAUGUGCUGCCUUCCUGCAGGUGAAGCCCUUGGCCAAGUACUUGAUCCACUCCAUCAACUCUGACAACUGCAUCCUGCUGUACCAAGCCGCUGCCAUAUUCGGCCUCCUGGAUCUCUUCCACUGUGCCGCACUCUACAUCAGGGACAGCUACGCUGAGCUGGAGGAGUACCUGGACUGCCUCCCCGAUGACCUGCUGGCCUAUGUGGAAGCCCUCCUCCCCAGCACCUUUGUGGCAGUGGGAGCCCAUACACCCACCUUCGAGUUCUUGGAGGACCUCUCCAGGACCAUCUGCUACCUGGACGAGGAGACCAACACAUGGCGGACCCUCUCCUGCCUUCCGCUGAGCGCCAGCACAUUCCUAGCCGGCAUGGCAACCAUGGAUAACAAGAUCUACAUUGUGGGCGGCGUCUACGGGGCCAACAAGCAGGUGGUGGAGAGCAGCUUCUGCUACGAUGCUGAUGCCAACGCCUGGAGCGAGUUCCCCAGCCCUCACCAGCUGCGCUACGACGUCAGGCUGGUGGGCCACGAGGGCUACCUCUAUGCCAUUGGUGGUGAGUACGAGAAGAUCUCGCUCAAGUCCGUGGAGAGGUACGACCUGGCCUCCAGCACCUGGACCUUCGUCUCUGACCUGCCGCAACCGAGCACGGCAGCGCCCUGUGCCCAAGCCUUGGGGCAGAUCUUCGUUUGCUUGUGGCAGCCACUGGACACCACUGUCAUCUAUGAGUACGAGACCCAGCAAGACGCGUGGCUUCCCGUCACCGAGCUCAAGCGGCACCAGAGCUACGGGCACUGCAUGGUGGCCCAUCGUGACAACCUCUACGUCAUGCGCAACGGCCCCUACGAUGACUUCUUGCGCUGCGUCAUCGACUGCUUCAACCUGACGUCCCGGCAGUGGAGUGCCCUGCCCGGGCAGUUCAUGAACAGCAAGGGAGCUCUCUUCACCGCCAUCGUCAGGGGUGACACCAUCUACACUGUCAACAAGAUGCUGACACUCCUCUACUCCGUGGAAGAGGAGACCUGGAAGCAGAAGAAGGAGCGUGCAGGUUUCCCACGCAGCGGCUCCCUGCAGACCUUCCUCCUGCGGCUGCCAAGACGUGACCACGACAUCGCGACGUAGCUGCUCCCCCGUCCCACGUCAGGAUGCUCUCCUUGCACAUGGCCUCAGCUCUGCACUCACUGCUCCCCUGGGCUCCUACUCUUCCACAGAGCUGUGCUCAGGCCCAGGGAUGCAUCAUGUUGGACCUUGGAGGUGACAUUAAACCCUGCCAGAGGGAAAGGGCAGCUGCUGUCCCCUCUUCCUGCCCUGCACAGGCACAAAGCCCUGUCAGCCAUAAGCUCACAAGCCAGCUGUGUGCAAGACAUUGUGGCUUCUGCAGAGGACAGAUUCCAUAGAGAUGCAAACAUGGAAUUUAUUUAUUCUGACUACACUCUGAGGGUGUGCAGCAUUCCACCUCCUUUCUGCCUUGAUGGGAAAUCAUUCAUUACAUGCUGGAAUUAAAAGGAAAGCUAUAGAAAAGCUUCUCAUUACUGUGUUUUUCAUUUACUCUUGAGUUUGGGGUUUUUCCUCCUGUGCUUCUGAAGGAAAAUACCUCCUAACAGGGAUCUGUGUCAGGACUCGCUUCUGCCCCUGAAUGCUUUUUCAGCUGUGGCUCAGUUUCAGAGCCUUACGUGGGAGUGCAGUUCCCACA
This is a messenger RNA of Melozone crissalis (California towhee), 3166 nucleotides long. RefSeq names its product kelch repeat and BTB domain containing 13 (gene KBTBD13). Gene Ontology annotation, molecular function: protein binding. The record is from RefSeq and is a predicted model, not a curated record. The transcript has a single exon. The coding region runs from base 1213 to 2595 and encodes 460 amino acids. Lineage: Eukaryota; Metazoa; Chordata; Aves; Passeriformes; Passerellidae.